Molecule: messenger RNA, 1443 nt
Organism: Fusarium poae
Lineage: Eukaryota; Fungi; Ascomycota; Sordariomycetes; Hypocreales; Nectriaceae
Exons: 4
Coding region: 1-1443 (480 amino acids)
Biological process (GO): chromate transport
Molecular function (GO): chromate transmembrane transporter activity
Source: RefSeq, a predicted model, not a curated record
AUGACCGUCGGAGGCUGGGAACACACCAUGCGCAGAGCUGCAGAUGAUAGUCUGCAGACUCUCAAAGUCAAUUGGCAUCUUGGCUUCACUGCAUUCGGCGGUCCGCCUGUUCACUUUAAAAUUUUUCACGACAAAUUCGUCAAGAAGCUGAAAUGGAUAGAUGAACAAAUAUAUCAAGAGCUCUUUAGUGUCUCGCAAGCUCUUUCUGGUCCUGCAAGCACAAAAAUGCUGUACUGCAUCAAUCUCAUCCACGGCGGGUUCCUGCAAGCUGUUCUGGCCUUUUUGAUCUGGAGUGUGCCUGGUUGCUUUGGCAUGUUCGGCCUCUCAGUUGGUGUCUCCAACAUCGGCGACACUCUUCCCCGGGCUGUAUACGCUCUCCUAUCCGGUCUUAAUGCCGCAACUGUUGGAGUCAUCGCACUAGCAGCCGUUGAGCUUUCCAAUAAAGCCAUCACGGAUCAAACCACCAGACUUGUUCUUUCCUUGACGGCUAUGGCAGGAAUGCUGUACAACGCGCUGUGGUAUUUUCCGGUCAUUAUUGUUGCAGGUGGCUGCGGUACUGUCAUCUACGACUACAAGUGGCUUCAUCGUCCUGCGCGAGCUGUCAAGAAUGCUUACCUGAGAGCUAGAAGAGGAAGGGUUGCCGAGACGGAGAACAUCCAGGGUGCUGAGAAUGGAGCCGGUAGCGACGAUGGUAUACACCUUCGCGAUCAGGAUACUACCGAUUCGAGAGAGCCCGAAACUCGUGUCGUUCCGCAGGAAUAUCAGCUUGGCUUCUCAUGGAAGUCCGGAACAGCCAUCAUCGUCAUUUUCCUGGUUACCUUCAUCGUCGUCGUUUCCCUUCGAGCAACCGUAUCAGGCGCCCCCUUGUUAUACAAGCUUUUUGCCAACCUCUACCUUGCUGGCACCAUCAUCUUUGGUGGUGGUCCCGUGGUGAUUCCACUCCUCCGAGAAUACGUGGUGGCUGAAGGAUGGGUGAGCCCCCGCGACUUUCUAAUCGGUCUCGCCAUCGCUCAGUCCUUCCCUGGGCCGAACUUCAACUUUGCCGUAUUUCUCGGUGGCCUUACGGCCGUUCAAGCGGGCUAUCCUGCCAUUGCGGGCGCGCUGAUAGCAUACCUUGGCAUCUUCGUCCCAGGAAUGGUUCUCGUGCACGGGACAAUGGGAAUCUGGGAGGUUCUAAGAAGCAAACCGUGGGUCAAGUCCGCUCUACGAGGAGUAAAUGCAGGCGCUGUAGGACUUAUAUAUACAGCUGUGUAUAGAAUCUGGCAGGUCGGAUACAUAGACGAAGGCUUCCAAGCGGGGAAGAGUCUGGCCGAUGAUCCAUGGUGGGUUGUUGUCACAGCGACAUCUUUCGUUGGCGCGCGGUACUUCAAGGUGCCGGUGCCUCUAGCAAUUCUUCUCGGCGCUUGUAUGGGACUUUUGAGAUAUGGGAUCGUGACUGCUUAG